Branchiostoma floridae (Florida lancelet) is the source of this 1069-nucleotide messenger RNA. RefSeq names its product lecithin retinol acyltransferase-like. Gene Ontology annotation, molecular function: glycerophospholipid phospholipase A1 activity; A2-type glycerophospholipase activity. The coding region runs from base 1 to 858 and encodes 285 amino acids. The record is from RefSeq and is a predicted model, not a curated record. Gene Ontology annotation, cellular component: cytoplasm. Gene Ontology annotation, biological process: N-acylphosphatidylethanolamine metabolic process. The transcript has 6 exons. Lineage: Eukaryota; Metazoa; Chordata; Leptocardii; Amphioxiformes; Branchiostomatidae.
AUGGUCAUCCACCGUACAGAGGACAACGGUAAGGUAAAGGUUCGAGAAGACUGGUUCUGGGAUGUUGUUGAAGACAACCUGGUCAGAAUCAGCGACAACAUAGUCUUCGACACAGUCCCGGGUCCGCUGCCAAGAGAGGAGAUCGUGGAGAGGGCGCGGUCUAAGCUGGGAGAGGGAGACUACAGCACACUGUUUGAAAACUGCGAGCAUUUUGCCUACUGGUGCAGGUACAACGUGGUAUUCAGCAGACAGGCGUUAACGGCCGCGGGAGCCAGCGCUGGUCUCAUCGCGGCAGGCGCGGUGACCGGCAAUCCAGUUGUGGCCGGCCUUGGUGUCGGUGUCGGCGUCUUAGCCGAGUGUAAAGAGGGAGACCUGUUGGAGUUUCCGAGGAAAGGCUACUCCCACUGGGCCGUGUAUGAAGGCGAUGGGAUGGUCAUCCAUCUGGCGCCAGCCAACGGCGUCAACAGUGGUAACUCACUGUCCUUUUCAAAGACCAAGAAGGCAUUGGUCAAGAAAGACUGGUUUUGGGAUGUUGUCAAAAAAAGUCGAGUGAGAAUCAACAACUACCUGGACAUGUCCAGAGAUAUGUACACGUUUCCUGGGGAGGAGGUUGUGCGGAGGGCGCAGUCCCGACUGGGGAAGAUCGGCUACAACGUUUUCCGGAACAACUGCGAGCACUUCGCCACAUGGUGUCGCUACGGGGAGGAAAUCAGCGAGCAGGCGGAGGACCACAAGGUGUUGGCGACCACAGCUUCCGUCGUGUCUCAUACAAAACGCGGUUUGAGACGGUUAGUUUGGGAGAUUGCCACCAACCCCAUUGGCGUUUUAAAAAAUGGCCCCACACCCAUUUGGCAUUAGCAGUUUAGCUAAUAACAAUUAAGAGCUAAACCAAUUCACCAAAAGAACAAUCAGUCCGACAAAGCGUUGGUGGAUUAACACGUCGUGUAUAUGACGGAAGCAUGGUACCCGAGAUCCGCUACCCAAAUCGCAAAUAAAAGGAUAUUCAAGCUUCUUCUUCUUCUUUUCUACUGCUCAGCCCCCUUGGCGGGGAUUAAUAGCAGUGCGCAUU